Neogale vison (American mink) is the source of this 3428-nucleotide messenger RNA. It is a transcript of the gene FRMD4B, whose product is annotated as FERM domain containing 4B. The transcript has 23 exons. NCBI's taxonomy places the organism in Eukaryota, Metazoa, Chordata, Mammalia, Carnivora, Mustelidae. Gene Ontology annotation, biological process: establishment of epithelial cell polarity. Gene Ontology annotation, cellular component: cytoskeleton; adherens junction; bicellular tight junction. The record is from RefSeq and is a predicted model, not a curated record. The coding region runs from base 16 to 3111 and encodes 1031 amino acids.
AGGGAAGGGGGCGGCAUGGCUUCGGUGUUCAUGUGCGGCGUGGAGGACCUGCUGUUCAGCGGCAGCCGCUUCGUGUGGAACUUGACCGUGUCCACGCUGCGGAGAUGGUACACGGAGAGGCUGCGGGCUUGCCACCAGGUGCUGCGGACGUGGUGCGGGCUGCGGGACGUGUACCAGAUGACAGAAGGCAGGCACUGCCAGGUGCACCUCCUGGAUGACCGGAGACUGGAGCUGCUGGUUCAGCCCAAACUUUUAUCAAGAGAAUUGUUGGACCUCGUGGCUUCACAUUUCAACCUGAAAGAAAAGGAGUACUUUGGAAUAACAUUUACAGAUGACACAGGUCAGCAGAACUGGCUACAGUUAGAUCACCGAGUUCUUGACCAUGAUCUGCCAAAGAAGCCAGGCGCCACCAUUUUGCAUUUCGCUGUGAGGUUUUACAUUGAAAGCAUAUCGUUUUUAAAGGAUAAAACCACUGUGGAGCUGUUUUUCCUGAACGCCAAGUCCUGUGUGCACAAGGGGCAAAUCGAAGCGGACAGCGAAACCAUCUUCAAGUUAGCCGCGCUGGUGUUACAGGAAGCCAAAGGGGAUUAUGCCAGUGAUGAAAAUGCCAGGAAAGAUUUAAAGACCCUACCAGCCUUUCCCACCAAAACUCUUCAGGAGCACCCAUCCCUUGCUUACUGUGAGGACAGGGUAAUUGAGCAUUAUUUGAAAAUCAAAGGUCUGACUCGGGGUCAAGCUGUGGUCCAGUAUAUGAAAAUAGUAGAAGCUCUACCCACCUACGGAGUCCAUUAUUAUGCAGUAAAGGAUAAACAAGGACUUCCUUGGUGGCUUGGAAUCAGCUAUAAAGGAAUUGGCCAGUAUGAUCUGCAAGAUAAAGUGAAACCUCGGAAAUUAUUCCAAUGGAAACAGCUGGAGAACUUAUAUUUCCGUGAGAAGAAAUUCGCCGUUGAAGUUCACGAUCCACGGAGGAUUUCUGUGUCAAGAAGAACCUUUGGGCAAAGCGGCCUCUUUGUGCAAACGUGGUAUGCAAAUCCUUCCCUCAUCAAGUCCAUCUGGGUAAUGGCGAUUAGUCAGCAUCAGUUUUACUUGGACCGGAAGCAAAGCAAAGCAAAAAUUCCUUCAGCCAGGAGUUUAGACGAUAUCGCAAUGGAUUUGACUGAGACGGGAACACCGAGGGUCUCCAAAAUGGUGACACUGGAGGCAAAAAGUCAGUUCAUCAUGGCGAGCAAUGGCAGUUUAAUCUCCUCAGGUUCUCAAGACUCCGAAGUUAGCGAGGAGCAAAAGAGAGAGAAAAUCCUGGAGCUCAAGAAGAAGGAAAAGCUCUUACAGGAAAAGCUCCUGAAAAAAGUCGAGGAGCUUAAGAAGAUCUGUUUGCGGGAGGCUGAGCUCACCGGCAAAAUGCCAAAGGAAUAUCCGCUGAACGUAGGUGAGAAACCGCCUCAGGUCAGAAGGCGUGUAGGCACUGCGUUCAAAUUGGAUGGCAGCCUGCUGCCGAGUAAAGAGGAUCCUGCUUUGCAAGACCUGGAGAGCAAUUUCCUAAUACAGCAAAAGCUAGUCGAAGCUGCGAAGAAACUUGCCAACGAGCCAGACCUUUGUAAAACAGUGAAGAAAAAACGAAAGCAGGAUUACACGGAGGCAGUGAAAAAGCUUCAGGAGAUUGAAAACGCGAUAAAUGAAUAUCGAAUCAGAUGUGGAAAGAAGCCCAGCCAGAAAGCCACAGCUAUUUUACCAGAAGACAUAAUCCCAUCGGAGAGCAGCUCCUUGUCUGACACUACCACCUAUGAUGAUUCCAAUGACCCCUUCACUCUCACUGGGCAGCGACCAAGUUCAGUACCUCAUUCUCCAAGAGUUCUUCCCCCCAAGUCUCUCGGUAUUGAGCGAAUCCAUUUCAGAAAGUCAUCCGUCAAUGAACAGUUUGUGGAGACCAGGCAGUCCAGGGAAAUGCUGUCGACCCACAGCAGCCCUUACAAAACCCUGGAGCGGCGGCCCCCCGGCGGACGGAGCAUGCCCACCACUCCCGUUCUGACCCGAAAUGCCUAUAGCAGCAGCCACUUGGAACCCGAAACUUCAGCCCAGCACUGCCGCCAGCGCAGCGGAAGCCUCGAGUCCCAGUCCCGCCUGCUGUCUGAGAUGGACAGCGAUAAGCCAUUUUUCUCCCUCUCCAAAUCCCAAAGAAGCAGUAGUACGGAAAUCCUGGACGACGGGUCCUCCUACACCAGCCAGUCAAGCACGGAGUAUUACUGCGUGACGCCCGUCGCUGGCCCCUACUACACUACCCAGACUCUGGACACUCGUGCCAGGGGCCGGAGAAGGUCCAAGAAACAGAAUGUCUCGACUUCAAAUUCAGGAAGCAUGCCCAACCUAGCACAAAAGGAUAGUUUGAGGAAUGGCGUCUACACAAAGAGCCAGGAGCAACCUUCUUCUAGUUACUAUAUUGCUGGGUACACACCCUAUGCGGAGUGUGAUCUUUAUUACAGCGGCGGCUACGUCUAUGAGAACGACACGGAGGGACAGUACAGCGUCAAUCCUUCCUACCGUUCCUCGGCCCACUAUGGAUACGAACGCCAGCGGGACUACAGCAGAUCCUUUCAUGAGGACGAGGUCGACCAUGUGCCCCAUAACCCAUAUGCAACUCUCCGGCUGCCUAGGAAGGCUGCUGCCAAGUCGGAGCACAUCACCAAAAACAUCCACAAGGCCUUAGUUGCAGAGCACCUGCGUGGCUGGUACCAGCGGGCCUCUGGACAAAAGGACCAGGGGCACAGCCCACAGACUAGCUUUGACUCAGACAGGGGAUCGCAGAGGUGCUUGGGGUUUGCAGGGCUGCAAGUACCCUGUUCUCCCAGCAGCCGAACAUCCUCCUACUCUUCCGUAUCUUCUACAAAUGCUUCUGGGAACUGGAGGACCCAGAUAGCAGUAGGGCUAUCCGACUACGAGACCCCGGCACAUUCUUCCUACACCAGCUGCUAUGGCAACAUCUAUAAUCCUUUGCCCUCUCCAGGCAGACAGUACCCAGAGAUCAGCACAGAGGGAAGCCGGUCAGAGGACAGCCUGGAGAGCAGGGAGCAGAGGCUGUUCUGGCAUGAAGAUUCGAAGCCUGGAACGUUAGUCUGAACUGCCGUCGGACCUCUUGGCCAAGCGCUGCGUCCUCACACUAGUGUGCCUUGCAAAAUAUGUUGUCUUCCUAGAAAGCUGUUCGGCUCUAGAAAGCUAAAGACAUCCGAGGUCCAAGAGAGGACUUACUGGCCCCGGAAGGGAGUCCCCCACGGAGGCUGAGCCUGCCUGCGCCGGGUCCCUGAACGACUUGCCUUCCCCCCUCGGGGCACUCACCUAACAGAGCCAGGUGGAACUGUGGCCAAGGGAGGACUCAGCCUCGAUCGGUAGCAAGCACUUUUUAAGGGAAUAAAAGUUGUUGAAGGCAAACCGCAAAA